This is a messenger RNA of Homarus americanus (American lobster), 1833 nucleotides long. RefSeq names its product transcription initiation factor TFIID subunit 1-like. The record is from RefSeq and is a predicted model, not a curated record. Bases 1 to 1833 code for a protein of 610 amino acids. NCBI's taxonomy places the organism in Eukaryota, Metazoa, Arthropoda, Malacostraca, Decapoda, Nephropidae. The transcript has 4 exons.
AUGGCACAAGACCUCACAGCACAGACCUCACAGCACAAGAACCUCACAGCACAAGACCACACAGCACAAGACCUCACAGCACAAGACCUCACAGCACAAGGACACCAUACAAGACCUCACGGCACAAAACCCCACAGCCCAAGACCUCCACAGCACAAGACCUCCAGCACAAGACCUCACAACACAAGACCUCACAGCACAAGACCUCCUAGCACAAGACCUUAUAGCACCAAGACCUCCCAGCACAGAACCUCACAGCACAAGACCUCACAGCACAAGACCUCACAGCACAAGACCUCCUGGCCUAAGACCUCACGGCACAAGACCUCACAGCCCAAGACCUCGGCACAAGACCUCCAGCCCAAGACCUCACAGCACAAGACCUCACAGCACAAGACCUCACAGCACAAGACCUCACAGCACAAGACCACAGCACAAGACCUCACAGCACAAGACCUCACAGCACAAGACCUCACAGCACAAGACCUCCACGGCACAAGACCUCACAGCCCAAGACCUCACAGCACAAGACCUCACCACAAGACCUCACAGCACAAGACCUCACAGCACAAGACCUCACAGCACAAGACCUCACAGCACAAGACCUUCAGCACAAGACCUUAUAGCACAAGACCUCACAGCACAAGAACCUCACAGCACAAGACCUCACAGCACAAGACCUCACAGCACAAGACCUCACAGCACCAGGUGACAGAAAGACAUCUUAAAGUGGACAGGACCGACAUACGUCCCUCAGCGGUUACUGCCUCAAGGAAGACCCAUCACUGUACUGAUUACAUGCAGGAGCUAUUACAGACCAAACGUGCAGAGGCCAUCAACCUCAGAGGCCAUCAACCUCAGAGGCCAUCAACCUCAGAGGCCAUCAACCUCAGAGGCCAUCAACCUCAGAGGCCAUCAACCUCAGAGGCCAUCAACCUCAAGAAAUCAACCUCAGAGGCCAUCAACCUCAGAGGCCAUCAACCCCAGAGGCCAUCAACCUCCAAGACCAUCAACCUCCAGAGGCCAUCAACCUCCAGGGCCAUCAACCUCAGAUGCCAUCAACCUCAGAUGCCAUCAACCUCAGAGGCCAUCAACCUCAGAGACCAUCAACCUCAGAGACCAUCAACCUCAGAUGCCAUCAACCUCAAAGACCAUUCAACCUCGGACCAUUCAACCUCAGAUGCCAUCAACUUCAAAGGCCAUUCAACCUCAAAGACCAUUCAACCUCAGAGACCAUCAACCUCAGAUGCCAUCAACCUCAGAGGCCAUCAACCUCCAGAUGCCAUCAACCUCAAAGACCAUUCAACCUCGGACCAUUCAACCUCAGAUGCCAUCAACUUCAAAGGCCAUUCAACCUCAAAGACCAUUCAACCUCGGACCAUUCGACCUCCAGAGGCCAUCAACCUCGGACCAAUCGACCUCAGAGGCCAUCAACCUCAAAGACCAUUCAACCUCGGACCAUUCAACCUCCAGAGAUCAUUCAACCUCAGACCAUUCAAUCUCAGACCAUUCAACCUCAGACCAUUCAACCCUAAAGACCAUUUCAACCUCAGACCAUUCAACCUCAGACCAUUCAAUCUCAGAUCAUUCAACCUCAGACCAUUCAAUCUCAGACCAUUCAACCUCAGACCAUUCAACCUCAGACCAUUCAAUCUCAGAUCUUUCAACCUCAGACCAUUCAACCUCAGACCAUUCAACCCUAGACCAAUCAACCUCAACCAUUCAACCUCAGACCUUCAAUCUCAGACAUUCAACCUAAGACCAUUCAAUCUCACCAUUCAACCUCAGAUCAUUCAACCUCAGACCAUUCAACCUCAGACCAUUCAACCCUAA